AUGCCCUCCACCUCUGGCAGGCCGCCAGUGUAUCCUGCCUCAGCCCGGCAGCCGCAGGCCGUCCGCCAGCGCAGGCUGUCCUUCAGCCUGGCCGCCGACGCCGGCGCUUCGGCGCUGGACCGCCUGCAUGCCGAGCCCCUGCUCCCCGGGGACUCGGACUUCGAGCCCCUGGCCGGCGGCAUCCUGGCUGCCGACGACUUUGACGCGGCCCUGGCCGCCGCCGAGAGGCGCGUGGUGAGCCUGAGCACGCUGCGCCGCCUGUCCCGGAACGAGGACGCGCGGCGGCGGCUGAGCGGCACCGAGGCGGUGGCGGCGCGCGAGGCCUCUGCCGUUCUGGCCGCGCUGCCCAGGACCUUCAGCCGCCUCCAGCGCGCGGGGAUCCGGGCCCUGGCGGAGCACGCGCCCGAGUACGUCCAGCUGAAGCCCUACGGCGCGUGCGGCACGCCCGCGGUCUGGGUGGACCGCGGCGCCGAUGCGCGCGCGGUCAUGGGCCGCCUGAUGGCGCUGGCGGAGGGGCGGCAUGCCGCGAGGGAGCCGCUCCUGCCCCAGCCGUGA
Auxenochlorella protothecoides is the source of this 555-nucleotide messenger RNA. RefSeq lists its product as hypothetical. NCBI's taxonomy places the organism in Eukaryota, Viridiplantae, Chlorophyta, Trebouxiophyceae, Chlorellales, Chlorellaceae. The transcript is spliced from 5 exons. The coding region runs from base 1 to 555 and encodes 184 amino acids. The record is from RefSeq and is a predicted model, not a curated record.